Glarea lozoyensis ATCC 20868 is the source of this 1875-nucleotide messenger RNA. RefSeq names its product Arginase/deacetylase. Bases 1 to 1875 code for a protein of 624 amino acids. Lineage: Eukaryota; Fungi; Ascomycota; Leotiomycetes; Helotiales; Helotiaceae. Gene Ontology annotation, molecular function: histone deacetylase activity. The record is from RefSeq and is a predicted model, not a curated record. The transcript is spliced from 4 exons.
AUGACUUCCUUCGCACCUAUUGACCCUCCGGCGCCGAAUGGACCAAGCACAAAGAAAAGAGUCGCAUACUUCUAUGAUUCUGAUGUCGGGAACUAUGCAUACGUUGCUGGACAUCCUAUGAAGCCUCACCGCAUUCGAUUGGCGCACAGCUUGAUCAUGAACUAUGGAGUUUAUCAAAAGAUGGAAAUCUAUCGCGCAAAACCUGCUACCCGUCAUGAGAUGACCCAGUUCCACACCGACGAAUAUAUCGACUUCCUCCAGAAAGUGACCCCAGACAAUAUGGACACCUUCGCCAAAGAACAGGGCAAAUACAACGUUGGAGAUGAUUGUCCGGUGUUUGAUGGACUAUUUGAGUUCUGUGGUAUAAGUGCAGGUGGAAGUAUGGAGGGUGCUGCUCGUCUGAAUCGAGGUAAAUGCGACAUUGCAAUAAACUGGGCAGGCGGUCUUCAUCACGCCAAAAAGAGCGAGGCUUCCGGGUUCUGCUAUGUAAAUGAUAUCGUACUUGGUAUUAUCGAGCUUCUUCGAUUCAAGAAGCGAGUCCUUUACAUCGACAUUGAUGUCCACCACGGAGAUGGUGUUGAGGAAGCGUUCUAUACCACCGACCGUGUUAUGACUGUCUCCUUCCACAAAUACGGGGAGUACUUCCCCGGUACUGGCGAGCUUCGCGAUAUCGGUGUAGGUUCCGGAAAAAACUAUGCCGUAAACUUCCCUUUGCGAGACGGUAUCAACGACGAAACGUACAAGUCUAUCUUCGAGCCAGUCAUCCAAAGUGUGAUGGAUUAUUACGACCCAGAAGCCAUCGUGUUACAGUGCGGUGGAGACAGUUUAUCUGGUGAUCGUCUUGGUUGCUUUAACCUUAGUAUGCGAGGCCACGCUAAUUGUGUGCAAUUUGUCAAGAGCUUUAACAAGCCAACGUUAGUUUUAGGUGGAGGGGGUUACACUAUGCGCAACGUCGCUCGUACAUGGGCAUUUGAGACUGGUGUGCUUGUUGGCCAAGAUAUGGGUCCAAUGCUCCCAUUUAACGAGUAUUACGAGUACUAUGGACCCGAUUAUGAACUCGAUGUUCGUUCGUCAAAUAUGGAGAACGCCAAUUCAAAAGACUACCUGGAAAAAAUUAAGAUUCAAGUCAUUGAGAAUCUUAAAAAAACCGCUCAUGCCCCAUCAGUUCAGAUGACAGACAUCCCCCGGACGACACUCACUGGAGGUACAGAAGAUGACGACCAUGAACUAGAUGAUAUGGAUGAAGACGACAACAAGGACACCCGCCACACUAAGCGCAGAUGGGAUCAACGUAUCACUCGAGACGAUGAACUGGAAGAGAGUGAAGAUGAAGAGGAGGCGCAUGCGAAUGGUGUUCGGCCUCAAGAAGGCCAAAUCAAACGGCGGAACAUCAUGGACUACCAGAACGCUAAUGCGGCGGCCUCUGAUGUCGAUAUGGACAGUGGAAUAGCUAGUCCAGUCGCCGCAAACGACGUCGAUGAUCUCGUUACGGCUCAAGCGACAGAAGCCAAUGCGGAAGUGAUUGCUGAUAUUAUGGAUGAGAAAGGAAUUGAGCCAGGCUCUACUGAAACUGGAGAGGCAGGCCCAUCAAAUUCCGCGUCGCGAGCUCCUUCUCCCAAAGCCGUCGUUGUCGAUCAGGAUGGUGAUACCGAAAUGGGAGGUGACGCAACAGAGAUAGAGACCGUUGCUGAAGCUGUACCGGAAGCAGUUAUUCCAUCGCCUUCGCCAAAGAAAUCGGCUACCCCAGAGGCCAUCGAAGUGGCACUAAAGCCUGUGGAAGUUGCGGAAGUAAAGCAAGAGAGUGAGGCUGAGCGAUCUGAAAAGGACGUGGAAGGGGAGACUGCUGCCGAGACUGCUAAAGCUGCUGAAUUAUAG